Messenger RNA from Trichoderma harzianum CBS 226.95, 2457 nucleotides. RefSeq lists its product as hypothetical. The transcript is spliced from 2 exons. Lineage: Eukaryota; Fungi; Ascomycota; Sordariomycetes; Hypocreales; Hypocreaceae. The record is from RefSeq and is a predicted model, not a curated record. The annotation marks the transcript as partial.
AUGGCCGCUUCUUCAGUACGCACCGACGAUGACACAUGGGCUCUUGCGUUCAAACUGGCCCAGGAGAGGGAGAGCAAUUUAAUGCUUGCCUAUGAGGAGUAUCUAUUUUCUCUGCAAGGUGAUAACACAACCAGUGGAGACAUGUCGAUCCCCGAAAUCAUCCAGUCAAUUGUAAAAAGGACGAUAGAAGAUGAAGAAAAGAAGAGUUGGCGCGUCUCGCUCUUUGGUGCAGAUUAUGAGGUCAGAAUACAAGUUGAGAGGCUGACAAAAUUCCUCCUCUGGUCCGAGUCAAUCGUCAAGGUUGCUAUGAGCAGCCAGCUAUACGCAGCGUUAGCAUGGUCAGGCGUCUCAUUGCUUCUUCCACUCAUCACACGCAACAUGAAGCAAAAAGUGGCAAUGUUAAAGGGUUUUAAUUUGAUUGGCGAUAUACAAAUGUACUGGCGAAUCUGUGAAGAGACAUACCUUCUAUCCCUAAACAGAUCGUCCUACGAACAGCAGCUGGCCAAAUUGUAUUCCGUCAUAAUUGAAUAUCAGGCUCGAGUAUUAUGCCAUCUUUCUAGACACCAGCUCUCUCGAGAAUGGAACGACAUCAUUAGCCCUGACGAAUGGGACAAGAAGAUACAAGAAAUUCAGCAACUAGAUGAAGAAUGCCGUAAUACCUUACAUGUUUCCAACGCAGAUCAAAUUGAGAGAGAUUGGAAGGAACAGCUAAUUGAAAUGCAAGAGUCGCGGAUAUCCCUGGGUAAAAUUCACAAUACUCUCCUGGAAAGCGGAGCUGAAGACCAGAAGAACUACGGAGAUCAGAAAGAGAGAGCCCUCCUCCAAGCUCUCGCGUCCGAUUAUGAAGGCCACAAAGACUUGAUCUCACGGAAGGUGGAAGGAACUUUUGAGUGGUUCUUCGUUGAUGAGAGAUUUCGCAACUGGCGAAAUAGCAACGUCUCUAGUCUUCUCUUGGUCUCUGCCGGCCCAGGAUGUGGGAAAUCUGUCUUGUCGCGAUCGCUGAUCGAUGAGCGACGAUUGUCAACCAACGCCACAUCAUCAAUCGUCUGUUAUUUCUUUUUCAAGGAUGGUGACGAUAGCCGAAUGUACCCUCACAAUGCGCUUUGUGCAAUACUUCACCAGCUCUUCAUUCAUGACCCUACCGGUAGCUUGAUUGCACAAGCACUCUCUAGGUAUAAGAAUUUUGGCGAGGCAUUGACUCACAAAUUUUCUGAGCUAUGGAAGAUUCUAUUGAGAUGCGCCAGUUUAUUGAAUUCCGGAGAAAUCAUCUGUGUUCUCGAUGGCCUCGACGAAUGCCAUGUGGACAGCAGAUGGAUAAUUAUCGAAGAGCUCAAGGAAUUUUAUCGGCAUCCCCCGGGGUCAUCCUCGAAGCUCAAAUUUCUUAUAACCAGCCGUCCACUAGGAGCUAUUGACAUGCAUUUCGAAAAGUUAUCUGGCGCUACUUCGUAUCUACGAUUCGAUGGUGACGACAAGUCUACAAAGAUCAAUCACGAUGUCGAUUCGAUCAUCAACUUUAGAGUGAACGAAAUUGCACAGAAUUUUACAGAAAACGACCGCCGCCUAAUUGCUGACCGACUCGAAAGCAUGGAACAUCGCACAUAUCUCUGGCUAUACCUUACACUUGACAUUAUCAAGAGAAUUACGAGCCAAUAUGGCAAGGGCAUUGAUGCGGACGCUGUUCUCUCUAGCCUACCCUCCUCGUUAUCUGAAGCCUACGAAAAUAUUCUAGCCAGAAGUAAAAGGCAUGAUUACACCGAAGCUCUGCUACACAUCCUCUUAGCAGCAACGCGUCCUCUGACUUUGGUCGAGGCCAACUUCGCCUUGACGCUGACUACAGCUGAACCAGAACGCCGAUUUAAAUCCCACGCCACCUUACAAGAUGAACUCUGGUCCUUAGAUAAUGUUAUGGAUGACUUAAAAAACUUAUGUGGACUCUUUAUUACGGUCGAUGAUGGAAAGCUAUAUUUUAUUCACCAGACAGCUAGAGAGUUUCUUGUUCAUCCACAAAGGCAGGGAGAAUGGCAGGGACGCUUUUACGACAUGUCGAAGUCGCACAGCAUAAUGUCUUCGGUAUGCAUUAGAUAUUUGCUCUUGCCAGAUCUCACAAGGAUUUCUGGCAUGAGAGCUCGUAUUCGGCGUCAUCCUUUGCUUUCAUACGCUGCCAGAUCUUGGCCAUUGCAUUAUCGCUCGCAGGGAGCUGUCGAAGCCAUCUCAUCCCGGAAGGAUGCGCUGGCGCUCUGUUGCGCAGCCGACGUGUGGAUAUCAAUUAUUUAUUUAUCUUCGCGGACUGAUGAGUGGAAGAAUUGGAUGAGUCUUGAGCUUGCUAGCAAAUUCGGUCUCGACGAAGUAGUCUCAGAGCUCCUGCUGAGGCAUACAUAUUCAGCCAAGAGUCUCAGCGCGCCGCUUUAUCAUGCAUCAGCAAAUGGGUAUAAAGAGAUUGUUCAGAUGAUGCUGGAU